AUGCACGCGCCGGGCAUGCCCAUGGCGCACGGCGCACCUCCGAUGAUGCAAGGCGUCCCGCCGCCGAUCGCGGCAAUGCGGCGCCCAGACGGUGCGCCCCAGGCCGUGUCGAUCCAGCAGCCGACGCUCGUGAGCUCGUUCUCGUACGAUGAAAGCAAGACGCUGUGCUUUGACGAUCGCUCCAAACGGUACUAUCACGCGCCGCCCACGCAACAGAACCACGGCAAUGGCUCGGGAGCAGCUGCGGACCUCAACUAUGGCUUUGAGUCGUUUCACGAAAAGGUCCCUGCCGAGGCGCUCGAAGCGGAAUUGCUACGCACCAACGUCAUUACCUGGCGCGGUAUCCUGACCAAGCUGUGCACUGCAUGGGCAUGCCAUGUCCAGGCGCCGCCCAUGUUCCGCGAAGGCUUUGAGCUGAAUGUUAUGAUGCUUGGCGAUACACUCAUUAUCGAAGAGACGCCGCCCGACAUGCACCAGCUUGCGGCGCUCGCACAGCAGUCCAAGCCCCGCAAGCUGCAAAAAGCAACCUACUAUGGCUACAACUUUGAGUCGUUCUGUACGGCCAAUACCCCCGACGGCCCAUCCGCGCCGAACGGAUGGGGUGGUCCUGUGAAUACAAACGAGCAGUGGUGUCAUAUUGUCAAGACACGGCUCGGUGAUACCCGUGUGAUGAUUGGCGGCGAAGUCGACUGUGUCGAGUCGCCGAACCAUGGUGCGCCCGAGACGGUGGUCGAGCUAAAGACCAACAUGCAGCCCCGCAACGAGCAGGACCAGCUGAAGCUUCAGGUCAAGAUGCUGCGUAUGUACAUGCAGUCCUUUUUGCUCGGCGUCCAGUCGAUUGUCGUUGGCUUCCGCGACCACAAAGGCACGCUGCUCUCCCACGAGCAGUACCGCACGACUGACCUUCCCCGCAUGGUGCGCGGCAAGCCCGGGCAGUGGAAUGCGCACCACAAUCUGUCGUUUGGUGCACAGGUUCUCGAGUGGCUGCGCAAAGAGGUCGGGCGCGAGAUGGAGCGCUGGAGCUUCCAUGUUGCGCAGAGCCUCAAACAGAACGAGGCGGUGCGUGGCCCCUAUCCCUGGCGCGUGCAUCGCACGACCCAGUCGUUCUUGGGCCACCUGCCGCUGCCCUCGGUUGAGGACGCAGAGAUGGACUACCCCGUGUACCGCGUGAGUUUCCAGCCGCCGUUCCAGCAGGUCACGCUGCGGUACGUGCCGCCUGCCGAGCUGCAGCGCGACGGCCGCCGCGCGCACCGAUGUGGGCUCGUCCCCUCGGCGUUCUACCGCUGGGCGACGAGUCCGAUGCCCACUGUAUGA
Molecule: messenger RNA, 1314 nt
Organism: Malassezia japonica
Lineage: Eukaryota; Fungi; Basidiomycota; Malasseziomycetes; Malasseziales; Malasseziaceae
Gene: RAI1
Product: decapping endonuclease targeting mRNA
Exons: 2
Coding region: 1-1314 (437 amino acids)
Biological process (GO): nuclear-transcribed mRNA catabolic process; NAD-cap decapping
Cellular component (GO): cytosol; nucleus
Molecular function (GO): mRNA 5'-diphosphatase activity
Source: RefSeq, a predicted model, not a curated record